Arvicanthis niloticus (Nile rat) is the source of this 1064-nucleotide messenger RNA. RefSeq names its product gem nuclear organelle associated protein 7 (gene Gemin7). The record is from RefSeq and is a predicted model, not a curated record. Gene Ontology annotation, biological process: spliceosomal snRNP assembly. Gene Ontology annotation, molecular function: RNA binding. Gene Ontology annotation, cellular component: SMN-Sm protein complex. Lineage: Eukaryota; Metazoa; Chordata; Mammalia; Rodentia; Muridae.
GGCGGAACCUAGGCAGUCGGGGCUCAGCGCCUGCCGGGACCUGUGUGGCGGCGGCGCGGGCGUAAGAGCAGCGCCUGCAGGGCAGGGCCAGGCCUCGGUAGCUGGGCUGGAUGAUGCUGUCUCAAAGUCCCAGGUCCUCAGUCUGGGACAGGAGUAUCAAAAGUCUGCCACAUGGACUGAGGAGAUGUCUUGAGUUUGAUCCUGGGAACCCAGUUGCUGGAAGGAGAGAACAGACUUUUUUUUUUUUUUUUCCUUUACAUUGUCCUCUGACCCCUGUGUAUGUGCUGUGACAUGCACGCACAAACAAAACAACUUGGUUCAGUGACAGGAACCUGGGCCAUGCAAAGCCCACUGACCAUUCCUGUGCCAGUACCAGUGCUGCGCCUCCCUCGGGGCCCCGAUGGCUUCAGCCGAGGCUUUGCCCCUGAUGGACGUAGGACCAUCCUGAGACCAGAAGUCGGAGAAGGUUGUAUUCAGUAUCCCCCAGAGUCACAGGACCAGCGGGCCCGAGCUGCUCUGAGGGAACGUUACCUCCGCAGCCUCCUAGCCAUGGUGGGACACCCUGUGAGUUUCACACUGCAUGAAGGUGUACAUGUGACUGCCCAGUUUGGAGCCACAGACCUGGAUGUAGCCAACUUCUACGUUUCUCAGCUGCAGACUCCCAUAGGUGUGCAGGCUGAAGCCUUGCUUCGAUGUAGUGACAUCAUUUCCUAUUCCUUCAAGCUGUAAAGACUGUCUGCUGUUUUCCUUGUGGGCAUUGCCACAGUAGCCCAGGCCUCUGGCUUUUCCUGGGCCAUAGAGUUCUCAGCACCUUUCUGGACUUUCAAAGCAAGCUCCAACAAACCUUGGCUUUGAACUCAGAGGAACUCCAAAUCAGAUACCAUCUAGUGCUGGAUUCGAUAACCCUGGCUCUCAAGAGGCUGAAGUGGGAAGAGCAUAAAUUCAAGGCCAGGCUGUACCACAGUGGGAGACUGCAACCACAGAUAUUCUAGGUCUCUCUUGUUGAAAGAAAUGUUCUGCCUCACACAACUCAACUUUAUAGAAAUAAAUUCCUGAGGCUAGUC